CAAUUGAAUUGAGAGAAAAGUUAGUAGCCUUAGCCUAGUAACUUUACUAGUUAGUACUUAGUACUUAGCCUUAGUAUUGUUAUUCACUUUCACCAUUCAUUAUCGUUAUCGUUAAAUGAAUAAGGUCUACCAAAGCCAUGUUACUUUGUGAGUUUUUAUAAUUUAAAAGUUUUUGACGAUUUAACCUUUUCAUAAUGAACUAAUUAACACCUAAAAUGAAUCGUGAAAGUUCUAAGGCAGCAGGAUCAUUAGUAGAUUAUCACCCACAUGAAAGAGAUAACACAUUGCAACUUUGUGUAAAAUUAGAUGAAGUCCUUAAAAUCCUCAGUAAAGGUGUUUCAAAUAAUAGUAUUGGCGAGGAACUAAACCAAAUUUUGAACUUUAGGAUCAAACAGCUUCACAAUGAAAACUCAGAUGAACUAGUAAAAACCUGCAAACAUCUGGUAUGUAACAUAACCAAAUAUACACAUAGAUCACCGCCCUUUUUGGGUGGAGAAAACUAUAAUGUUUACACGCUUAAUAUUCUUGAGUUGACUUUGGGGAUUCUAAUAUUUGCAGGAGAAGACAAACAAUGCUAUGAUUUUGUUCAAUCUAUUUUGAAGACAGUUAUGACAAGAGAUGAAAGUUUUACUUCACCUCACAGUGAAAUCAUCACUCAUUUAGGAAAUUUAGAGUGUUUGUUAAAAGCUCUGAUAUCUGUGAAAGACAAGCAGAAAUUGAAUCUACCGGAAACACUUGACACACUGAGAAACAUCAACUUCUUAUCCGCAGUCAAAGAUUUCAUAAUUAAAUUUGAUGACCAAAGUGUUUCCUCUGUUGUACUGUAUGACCUUGUUCCUAAACUCAUCAAGGUUACUGAUGCUUCAAUAGUGUUCAUGCUAUGGACAGAUUUGAAAUCGCCAUUGUACAGUACCAACAUUACUCUUCCUGUAAAGUUAUUUGCUCUUUGUGGACUAUCAGAUUAUCUCAAUUUCAAGAUCAAUGACUCAUCCGUGAUAGAAUCUCUCGAAUUUUGGGAAAUUAUUCAAGAAGGACUGGUCUCAACAGAUACAUUGGUUAGGAAACAAGCAUUAUAUUUGAUGAAAAGAUCAAUUGACAUCAUUAGUGUAUUGAAUAUUUCACUUGCUUUUGACAUUUUCUCCUGGAAUCCCUUGAAGUCAGAUGUUUUACUGGCAAAUUGGCAAAAAAUGUUCAUGUUGUUUGAAGUUCUUGAAGAGAAACAAGCUCAUUUGGUGGUUCCCAUCAUACAAUCUCUUUUGAAAGCAUCUAGUUUUGAAAAUACUAUUGAAUCUUCAUGGAUUUUAGCAGCUUAUAUAAGAAUAUUCUCUCAUGAUUCGCUUCAGGUAGUUAAAGUUGGAAUAACCUGUUUCCUGGAAAUGAACAUUGAGUUUUUUCUAAGUAUUUCUUCUUGCACAUUAGUAAUUGAAAUAUUAUUUGAAAAGCUUAACAACACACUUCUCUUCAGCAACCCUUCAAACACUGUCGACUGGUCACACAUCGACAUCUCAUUGAGAAAAUGGUUCUCAAAUUUAUCAUCCGACUACAAGCUUUGUAACAAGUUUAUACCUGUUAUUACUCAUGCGUUGACUAAAGUCCAGUGGUGUGCAAUACCUUUGUUUCAUCUUCUUUAUGAUUUAUCUCUUGCACCUGCUAGUAACAUUUUCAGUGAGGAAGAUUUGACAAUCCUUAGUCACUUUAUCAAAGAAGUAAUAAAAACUCAAAACAUCUUUAUAAGAGGCGCAGUGCAGUGUGUAAUGUUAAAAGUCUUAGCAAAAUGGACCAAGAGUUCUGACGUCGCCCUAGUGAAUGUUAUUGCUGUAUUAAGUCUUUUUCGACAAAAAGAGUGUUUCAAAAGAGGGUUAAAUUCAUGGGAGAUAAGCAAAGAAUGGAUUACUUCUUUUAAUUGCAAAAGUGACGAUAUAAUUGACAUUUUAUUCCUGGAUGAAAAUCAUCUAUCAAUUGAAGCCAAAGCACGGAGCUUAGUUUUAUUUCUUGAUUCAGGGCUGAUUGAUCCAUAUGAAACUAAAUUCCUCAAAGCAUUUAAGGAAUACUUCAUGGUUUUAGAGGACACAUUUAAGAGGCCGUACGCUUCUACAGAAGAAAGUGAUAAGUGUUUAAAACUAGUUUUUCAUAUUUUGAGUGAAUCCAAAGUUGGUUCUAACUCACAAGAAGCGUUCCAGCAUUACGUUUUGAUAAUCAAUAGUCUUAGUCCCUAUCUGAAAGAGGUGAUUUCUUAUAUAGAAAAGAGAUUGCUCGAAGUUGAUCAAAUUACAAAUUUUGAAAACAUCGAACUGUACAUUAGUGUUCUUCAAGUAUUUUCUGACUUGCAGCUCAUUACAUUUGAAAAAGCCAUUCAUCUGAAUAGAAUUUCAAAAGAAUUAUGUUUUGCCUCAAAAAAUCAUCCGGUUCAAAAACUUCUAGCUCUUAAAGUUAUACUUUGGUUUAUAACAUUUGAAACAACUCUUGAACAAAAAGCUGUCAUAGUUGAACAAGUUAAGGAACAUUGUUUAUCAAUCUUGGAGGAUGGUCAUCUCAAGUCAAACAUCUUCAGCAAGAGUAAAAGUGAUGAGUUGCUAUCAAGAAACCAUCAGGUGCAGUGGGGCUGGUUACUCUCGGAAUACACUAAGACUCUUUGGUCAAAUGUUCAAGAGUGUUUAGAUGGAAAUAUUGUGAGCGUUGAAGAAAUACUACAAAUUACAUCAGCAGAAGAUAUCAUUCAAUUAUCUACAAACGCCAUAGAAUCUGGAGGACGGGAAUCUUUAGUUCCAGUUUUAAAAGUUGUGAAAUAUUUAAUUCCAGAAGCAUUAAAAGACCCUGUUUUAUGCAAACAAUUUCUUCGGUUUUCAUGGAAGUCUUGUUGUGAACUUAGAAAAAUUGCCUUAUUCUGGCCUUCGAUCAAAGCUUGGAUUGCAUUAACUUUCAGUAGAAAGGUUAUUGCUACUGAGGCCAUGAGGAGCAUUAUUAAUGAAUUUGCAGAAGAAAUAUUGAGUGAAGGAGAGACUGUUAAUGGGUUGAGUAAUGUUUUACUUUCUCAUUUACGACAUGAACUUACCGAUCUUGAAUCCGUCAAACCACUUCUCUCGUUAUUGACAAAAGCUUUGAUUUUUGGACAAGUACCAAGAAAAGAUCAGAGGAUUGAAGCUGACACUUAUACAUUAAUUGGAAAUUUAGGAUCAGAACUUGCGAUAAAUGAUUUGAUGCCAAAACCAGGCUACGGAAACAGUCAGCAAGUGAGGCUCUAUGCCUUGUCAGUUCUACUUGGUGUGGCCAAGCAAGACGGCGCCGAUCAGCUGAUUGUUUCAGCUGUGAACCAGCUGAUUGAUAUGGACCGCCAGCUGACAGCUAAGCGCCAGAGGUACCACGGUGAUUCACUGCACCACCGAGUCAAGCAUCGGAUUCUUCAAGCUGUCCUGGUACUGCAUCAAGCAUUGGUCCUCUGUGGCACCCCGGCCACUGAGAGUUGUCUGGUAGAGAUAGUGAAGUUCGCCAGUGCAGCGCUGCAGGGAGAGAGUCAACAGCCCAGUGUACGUUAUCAGCUGGAGUGGCUGCUAGUUCGAGCACUACUCAGUUCCCCUCAGUUAAUAGACAGCUUCUGGACGUUGUUCAAUGAGGCCAGCGAGGAGCGUACAGGCAGUGUUUGUUCAUUCAUCUCAGUGGCGUACCACUUGGCAGUGUGUCUGCGCCGGACAGACUUUACAGAACGGUGUGUCUCAGAGGUGCUCCCGUGGUGUAUGGCGCAGCAGUUCAACAUAAGGUUGUAUGCGCAGGUUGUGCUGGACAAACUGUGGCCCCUCGAUGCUGGAGUUACAGCUAAGUACGAAAUUGUCAGAUUCAGUCUCACUAAAAGCUUGAAACAAGGGAACACGUUGCGCAAUGCUGAAAAACUCAAAAACGACUUUUACUUCACAACGUUCCAUCCACUUCGGCACUUUACUCUUGAGACCAUCUUCAUGGAACUGCCAAGACUGUCGAACAUAUCCAGAGACGAAUGGAUUCCGUUACCUACAAUUGAAGAUUCUCUAUCAAAUUAUAAUCCAUUCAUAAAGCUUAGAAACUCAGAUGAUUCUUUAACUCAGUUCAUUCCUCCUUCAUGGGUAGCAAAAGCAACAGCUGACGCAGAAGUUGAGGUUGAAGCGCUCGCGAUGCAAAAGAAAUUUGUUCCUUGGAAAAACAUGUUUCCUGAGAUGGAGGGUGUGUCCAGCCGGACACAAUUGAUUGUGGUGGCGUCAUUGAUUGACAAGUUGCCUAACCUGGGAGGAUUGACUCGUACCUGUGAGAUAUUUACUGCCGAGUGUUUGGUAGUGCCCAGCCUGGAGUUUACCAAGGAUAAGAUGUUCUCCACACUCAGCAUGACUGCCGAGAAACACAUCAAUAUUGUUGAGGUGAAACCGUUUGAUUUACCAAAAUUCUUGAGGGAGAAAAAGAAUGCCGGCUACACUCUGGUGGGUGCAGAACAGACUGCUUCGAGUGUUUCCUUGCAGUCUUUCAAGUUUCCCAAGAAGUGUCUCUUAUUGUUGGGGAAUGAGAAGGAAGGAGUACCUGUGAACCUACUGCCGCUGUUGGAUGUUUGCGUGGAGGUGCCACAGUUAGGAGUGGUCCGGUCACUGAAUGUCCAUGUCACAGGAGCAUUGUUUGUCUGGGAGUAUACCAAGCAAUACCUAGAGGGUACAUCUUGACAACCUCAGUAGUGAAUGAGUGGGAACUGGCUAGAUCAGUGUUUCCCAACCUUAUUCCUUGGUGUUCCACUUAACAAGGCAACAAUCUGUUGCGUAGGACGUAACCAUUCUGUUGUUAAUUAAUAACGGAAUCUUAGUUAUUUAACUCAUGGAACUAACUAACCCAUUUUCCAAACACAAGUAGGAACCUUUCCUGAGGUUUGUAUUUGUGCAGUUGAAGCAUACCUGCGUCAAGCACUGGGCUCAAGAUAUUCUUUAAAAUUUCACCUAUAUUACUCGAGUGCUAUUAUUUCUAAUCAGCCUUUUUUAAAUCACCUUAACAAACAACCUAUACUAGCAGGGACCACAAGAGCAGUUGGCGGCAGCCAAUACAAAGACUGGACUAGCGCGACGUUGGAACAUCACCCGUUCACUACUUUUUGACACUAAUUAAAAUAUAUUAAACAAUAUUUUCAAAUCAGCUGGGACUAUUAGAUUUGGCAACACCGUACUGUCCUCAUUGGCUCCUUCGAAUUAACGUGGUAAAGAGGCUCCUCCCUCAACUGCAGACUCUCGUGAACCGUACUGUAGUCCUGAUUCUAUCGUCCUGCUAUACACAGUUUCCAAUGGGCCACAAACUAAUGCUAUCAACAGCCCAAUCAAUCCCAACCUUUAACAUAAGUUUGAAAUAUACUUGUACUUGGAUCGUCACUACAUUCAACCCUAAUGGCCUAGCGGUAGACAUACAACAGGUUGGGAAUAGUAUAUUUCAUUACUAGGACCGAAAGAGACAUUUUCGACGCGUGCUCAAGUUUUGUGUGUGGUGAGGCAAAGCCGAACACAGGAAAACCAAAUUUCACGUGCGAGGCAAAGCCGAGGAUGGGAAUAAUGCAGCAAGUGUCAGAAAAUAGCUUUUGGUACGAGUUAUGAACAAUACUCAUAACCACGACAAAAAAAAAAAAAAAAAAAAAACACACACAUACAGAAUGAAAUAUCUCAGUAGUAUUAAAAUAGUUUUAGACCACUCUUUAUCAUUGAAAAUACACUUCACACACAACGCACAUGGUUUCAUAAUUGUAGAUUUUUAGAUAAAUAUAAAAACUUCCGCACUUACUUGAAUUGACUUAGCAUUUUGUAUUUUUUACCAGUUUUCUAAACUUUCCGUAUUCCUCUUCUUAUCUUUCCCGUGAUUUAGUUAGUUAGGUUAUUAGUGACAUCUAAAGCUGUUUUUAUCAAAUCAUCAGUAAUGUUAGACAUACUUUGAGCAAUUUCAAACAUACACUAUGCUAAAAACAAAGCAAAACAAACUUAUGCCUGUUUCUGUGUAUAUUUAGAUUGUGCAACAAUAAAAUCAGCUGUUUAAAUCAUUAAAUCAAACCUAACAUAGCACUGGAUAAAUAGUAGAUAAAUGGAAAACUAAUCAAGAGCAAGGGAAAGUAAAUUUAGAGCGAGGGAAAAUCAGCUGAUCAUUUUCCCAUUGCUCUAAAUUAGAGCUUGGGAAACAACUACACUUUCUUUCAUAUCAGCUGUUAUCGAAAAUACUUACUUUCGGUAAGGAGUGAUGAAAUAGUAGUUUACGCAACGAUUGCGUUAAGUGAGUCUUUACGACACGAGUAGAAAAUUUAAGGCACGAGCCUUGGCGAGUGCCUUAAAAACUUCUACGAGUGUCGUAAAGACUAUUAACGCGAGUUGCGUACACUACUUUACCUACGACCGUUUUUAAUUACUAUCAAUCUGGAUUUAAUUACUAACAAUCACUACUGAUAACUUUUUAGAGAGGUUAUGUUUUCGUGUAUUGUUAUUGCCACAGAAAGGGAUGCAACGACUUGUUGUAUAAUCAGCUGAUUUCCUGUAAUUACGUGUUUGUUAAACUUCGUUAAAUAUUACAUUGCUAGCAGCAUUCUUACCAUAAAUAAUAUUUGUAUCAGGU
Molecule: messenger RNA, 6585 nt
Organism: Macrosteles quadrilineatus (aster leafhopper)
Lineage: Eukaryota; Metazoa; Arthropoda; Insecta; Hemiptera; Cicadellidae
Product: probable methyltransferase TARBP1
Exons: 11
Coding region: 216-4676 (1486 amino acids)
Biological process (GO): tRNA methylation
Molecular function (GO): tRNA (guanine) methyltransferase activity; RNA binding
Source: RefSeq, a predicted model, not a curated record